ACGCAUUUAGAAAUGAGUGUAGUCUACAUUUGAGGUACUUAGAAGUGAGUCUCAAGUAUCGAUGGAUUACUCAGAAGUGAGUGAUAGCGCUAUGCGAGGCCUACUUAAGAGUGAGUCGUAGCUAGUGAUGAUCUACUUGUGAGAGAAUCCUAGGGUUUCUCGUAGACGAUGAUGUGAGUAUCUAAAGAUUUGUGUUGUAUAUCAGAUUUUUAUGGUUACUUAGUAUAGGACUGAAGCAUAAUUGAUGAGGAAGGUAAUGGUUAUCAAUUAUGAAUGCUUUGGAAAGUAUCAGUGGAAUUAUUAUUAGUAAUUCAUUCUAUAUCAUGUAAUCAGAUCUUAUUGUCGUUUCAUACAAGAAUCGUAUCACAUGAAGUGCUAUCAGAUCUCAGAGACUACGACUUUUUGUACGGUUUCUCGUAUGAUCCCACAUGAUCAUAUACGAAUCUGGCAUCAGAUCAGAUAUGAGGAUGUAUGAAUUCAUACCUGAUCUUACUCUCUGAUUGCAUGACCUGGGUAUCUGUUCAUACGUUACCCACCUUGGUAUCUGUUUACAUGUUAUCCACUUGGAUAUCUGUUUAUACAUUACCCGUUUGGGUAUCUGUUUUUGUUACCCACUUGGGUACCUUUCUGUGCGUUACCCACCUGGGGUAUCUGUCUGUGUGUUACCCACUUGGGUAUCUGUUUAUACGUUAUCCACUUGGAUAUCUCUUCAUACAUUACCCAUUUCGGUAUCUGUCUGUGUGAUAUCCGCUUGGGUAUCUGUUUUUAUGUUACCCACUUGGGUACCUUUCUUUGCGUUACCCACUUGGGGUAUCUGUUUUUUAUGUUACCCACUUGGGUACCUUUCUUUGCGUUACCCACUUGGGGUAUCUGUCUGUGUGUUACCCACUUGGGUAUUGGUUCAUACGUUAUCCACUUGGGUGUCUGUUUAUACGUUAUCCACUUGGAUAUCUGUUCAUACAUUACUCAUUUCCGUAUCUGUCUGUGUGUUACCCACUUGGGUAUCUGUUCAUACGUUAUCCAUUCGCGUAUCUGUUAUACGUUAUCCACUUGAGCAUAAUGAUUAGUGACAAACUGAGCGAGAGUUUAGAAGAGAAGAAGCAAAUGGGCGUAGAAUAUACGUACGGACUCUAAGAGCAAUGGAAAUGGACAAAUUGUGUAAUUGUUGGCGCUUAAACGGGUCGUAUGCUAGUAUGUUAUUCGGCGUAGAAAGGUUAACGUAGAUAAAAAUCGGGAAAAGCGCACAUUUUCAGGCGUUAAGAACGCGUUGAUUAGUAAACAGUAAAAAUGCAGAGAUUUGUAAAUGGUAUAAAUGCGUAGAUUUCUAAUUGAUGAAUACGCGCUGGGUUUCAACGCGUUGAUUACCGUAGAAAAGCUAACGGAGAUAAAAAUCGUAGAAAUGUGCGCUUUUCCCGAUUUUAUUUUCGUUAAAAUUUCUACGAGUAUUUCAUCGUUUUUUUUUUAAUUUUGUCUGUCUGGGUAGUCACGUUUUUUUUGUGAAAUAUAAAAUAAACAAAAAACAUUUUUUAGGUGGUCGGACAAUUUUGACAGCCACUGUAUAUCCAUUUCCCAUUCAAUAAACUUUUCUAUAUUACACUAUUUAUUCGAUAAAUGGAUUGGGAUCCUGUUAGAAAUAUGUCAUCAUUAAGUAAUCAAAGUUAACGCAAUUAUCAAAAAAUUCGAGUUGUUAUUAGUAUGUCGCAGUACAUAUUUUCGACUAUGUUUGCUUUUUAUUUUCAUUUUCUUUAUAAUAAUACAUUUAGGUCUACCAUAAAUGUAGUUUUAUAGAGCUUCAAAUUCUCUACCUUUUGGCAUAUAAAGAUAUUUUUUUAUACACAGAAAAUGAGGAAAACAGUUCACUGAAUUUUAGUGCAAUUUAUUCUGGGACACCCGUUAGAACCCUUAUUUUGGUACAAUAAGUACAUUUGUAAAUGUUCUUUAAAAUGGCUAUUUAUUUAUUGAAAUUGAUCAAGUAGUCGCAAAGAUAUAUCGAUAGGAAAAUUGCGGAGAACUUUUUUUCUAUAUAUGAUUUUGUUUACAAACUAGCAUGCAACUUGUUGUUCUCAAUACUUCAAGUUAUAGGCUAAAUUGUUAAAGAUAAUUCCUCAAUAAUGCUUUUUCUCUCAAAUACAAAUAUAAUUUAAUCUUAGCUAUUAUGAAUAAAGUUAAACCUCGAGUCUUAUUGCUUUGUUCUAUUAUCGGCAUUGGAAAUAAUCGUUUAGAACAACUUGCAAUAGACAAUUGUCAUUCAAUCGAUUUAACUUUUGAUUAUUGUGAAUCAUCGCAUGAACAAUUAAUGGAACGAUUUUAUUCACAUGUUUUGCCUAGUAUUUACAACAAUAUUCAAUCGCUUGUGUUUACCAUUCAACAUUUAUUGCGUAUUUCUGCGUUUGCUGAAGAAAAUUGUGAUGGAACUUUUCCAAAUUUGACACAUUUAAAGAUCAUGAUUCCCAGAAAAUGUCGUAUAACAGGCAUAACUUUUACAUUAGGUAAACAAUAUUACUCGUUUUCGCUUUUCUAA
Rotaria sp. Silwood2 is the source of this 2521-nucleotide messenger RNA. The record is from the annotation of a GenBank genome assembly. Lineage: Eukaryota; Metazoa; Rotifera; Eurotatoria; Philodinida; Philodinidae.